Messenger RNA from Oryza brachyantha (malo sina), 1658 nucleotides. Its product is annotated as general transcription factor IIH subunit 2. Gene Ontology annotation, biological process: regulation of transcription by RNA polymerase II; nucleotide-excision repair; DNA-templated transcription. The record is from RefSeq and is a predicted model, not a curated record. The transcript is spliced from 4 exons. Bases 31 to 1332 code for a protein of 433 amino acids. Gene Ontology annotation, molecular function: zinc ion binding. Gene Ontology annotation, cellular component: transcription factor TFIIH holo complex; transcription factor TFIIH core complex. Lineage: Eukaryota; Viridiplantae; Streptophyta; Magnoliopsida; Poales; Poaceae.
CACUCCACCACCUCGCCGCCGCCUCCCACCAUGUACGGCGGCGGCGGCGGCGGCGGCGGCGGCUUCAACGCGCCCUCCACGGCGUCCGGCCGGCGGCGCAAUCAGGAGGACGAGGACGAGGAGGAGGAGGAGGAGGCCGGCGAGGGGCGGGUCCUCGAGGCCUGGGAGCGCGCGUACGCGGACGACCGGUCGUGGGAGGCGCUGCAGGAGGACGAGUCGGGCCUCCUCCGCCCGAUCGACACCAAGGCCCUCGUCCACUCCCAGUACCGCCGCCGCCUCCUCCUCCGCUCCUCUGCCUCGGCGGCGGCCCGCAUCCAGAAGGGCCUCAUCCGCUACCUCUACAUCGUCAUCGAUCUCUCCCGGGCAGCUUCAGAGAUGGAUUAUCGACCUAGUCGAAUGGCUGUUGUUGCAAAAUACGCUGAAGUGUUCAUAAGGGAAUUCUUUGACCAGAACCCCUUGAGCCAUGUGGGGAUAGUGACGAUUAAAGAUGGCAUUUCCAAUCGACUUACGGAGAUUGGAGGUAGUCCAGAGUCACAAAUUAAAGCAUUGAUGGGGAAGCUUGAGUGUUCUGGUGAUUCAUCUCUGCAGAACGCUCUAGAGCUUAUCCAUGGUUAUUUAGACCAAGUUCCUUCAUAUGGUCACAAGGAAGUAUUAAUAUUGUACUCUGCACUAAAUACUUGUGAUCCUGGAGAUAUCAUGGAGACAAUAGGGAAAUGCAAGAAAUCCAAAAUUCGAUGCUCGGUUAUUGGGCUUGCUGCAGAGAUUUUUAUUUGCAAAUAUCUCUGUGAAGAGACUGGUGGAUCCUACACAGUUGCACUGGAUGAGUCCCAUCUCAAGGAACUGCUGCUGGAACAUGCUCCUCCACCACCUGCAAUUGCAGAGUAUGCUGCAGCUAAUUUGAUUAAGAUGGGUUUUCCACAGAGGGGAGCAGAGGAUCUUAUUUCCAUUUGCUCUUGUCACAAGAAAAUAAAAUCUGGGGCUGAAGGUUACAUAUGUCCUAGAUGCAAAGUUAAUGUAUGUGAGCUUCCAACGGAGUGCCGAACUUGUGGUUUAACACUAGUUAGCUCUCCACAUCUAGCAAGGUCCUAUCAUCAUCUCUUCCCGGUACAACCAUUUGAUGAGGUGUCCUCCAUGCACCCAAAUAAACUAGGUCAAAAGGGAGGACAAAAGUGUUACAGCUGUCAGCAGAGCUUUAUUAACCCUGAUAGUCACUCUAGCCUCCAUGUUCGCUGUCCAAAAUGCAACCAACACUUCUGCCUUGAUUGUGAUAUUUACAUCCACGAGAGCUUGCACAAUUGCCCAGGUUGCGAGAGCCAGCGUAGUUCUUCAUAGGGAUGCCAUUGUGGUGUUAGUCUUUUUCUUUUAACUCAAGAAGCUGUCCUUUACUGUAAGCUUUCUAGUACACUGGCAUUGGUGGGCGAUGUUGUGUGAUAACCAAACAGUGUACAGAUGAUAUAGUGCCCGGCCUCCAUUUUGUUGACGCCUCCUGUUCGUUUAGAUGGAGUAGCUAGUUAAGCUAUUUUGAUACAGAGCACUGGUCAAGGAGUUGAAGUCAUAUAGCAUUGUUGCUGAGGAGAGGUGUUAGAAAUGUACAAUUUGACUGAAAACCUGUAAGCUCUUGCCGUUUUUCUGAGGCAAGAUGUAUUUUUUCGGUGUCA